CAAGAAUUUAUGCACAUGUAAUAAUUGCAUGAGAGGUGUAUAAAAGUGCAUGUGCCUUCAUUCUGUGCAUGAUACUGAAUUGCAAGAAGCAUUAUACCAAUAAUGAAUUGUCUACUGUGGACCUCAGUUACUGUCCUGAGCCUGAUUUGGGCUGUUGGAGGACAAUCAACUGGAAGCCUGAGGCUAGUAGGCAGCUUUAGUCGAACAGGAGGCUCCUCUGGCAGACUGGAGGUCUAUUACAAUGGUCGAUGGGGGACAGUGUGUGACGACAGCUUCGGUAUAAAUGAUGCAAGAGUGGCUUGUCGUCAACUAGGGUUCUCAAGCUACAGCCGAUACGGAACAGUUGGAAGGCUAGGUUUCUCCCAAGCUUCACUAUCUACUCGGAUAUGGCUGGACGAGCUUCGUUGUCGUGGAUCUGAGAGCAGACUCAUUAAUUGUCCUGCUAACCCUAUCGGAGAUGAAGAUUGCACCCAUUCAAAAGACGUGGCCUUGGUCUGUACGGCAAGAACUACAAGCCCUUCAAGUGGAGACCUGAGGCUGGUAGGCAACUCAGGUCGAACAGGAGGCUCCUCUGGUAGACUGGAGUUCUAUUACAAUGGACAAUGGGGAACAGUGUGUAAUGACAGCUUCGGUGCAAGUGAUGCAAGGGUGGCUUGUCGUCAACUAGGGUACAGCUCGACCUCCAUUCAAUACGGAACAGUUGAAACGCUAGGUUUCUCCACAGCUUCAUCAACCACUCGGACAUGGCUGGACGAGCUUCGUUGCUCAGGAUCUGAGAGCAGACUCAUUAAUUGUCCUGCUAGCCCUAUCGGAGUAGAAGAUUGCACCCAUUCAGAAGAUGUGGCCUUGAUCUGUACUACAGGUUCGGUGUCCACUGUUUCGAUCAGUAUUGGAGUGACUAUUCCGGUCAUCAUCAUCGUAGUUGUGAUCGUCGUCUUGUUUUCUGGUUUUGCAAGGAAAAGACGUCGUCUGGCUAAUUACCCACGCUACGCUUCCGUAAUCAGUAACGUUACGUCGACAGUCUCGGGAUCAAACACACAAGAUACAUAUCCCUUGCAGCCACCCAUCGACCAAAAUUCUCAAUAUUCGAAUCAAGCCCCCCCUCCAAAUAUACAUGCGCCUCAACCAGCAGCUGCCUACCCGACUGGACAAUAUGCUGGCCCCCAGUAUCCCACGUCCUACCCUCAGCAACCCCCAGCCUCGUAUGUCACUGCUCAGUACCCCACGGAAAAAAAUCCCCAGCAUAUCUGAACUAAGUAUGGGUACCACCACCCAUGCACCAAGUAUUAACUGAAAUUGAUGUAAUAACUAAAAGUAGUGAAAUGUACGACUGAUAGUAAUAGCUAGAAAAUUAGUGUCAGAUCUGCUGUAUACGUAGUUUCAUAGCAUAUUAAUUCUUGUCCUCUCUCAUUUGUUAUAUUUUAGUGUGACUGUCGGUUGUUUUAUCACAAAAUCUGAUGGUAACAUCAUGCUGUGAACAAUAAAAUGGUAUUCAAAGAA
Molecule: messenger RNA, 1500 nt
Organism: Halichondria panicea
Lineage: Eukaryota; Metazoa; Porifera; Demospongiae; Suberitida; Halichondriidae
Product: soluble scavenger receptor cysteine-rich domain-containing protein SSC5D-like
Exons: 6
Coding region: 103-1251 (382 amino acids)
Cellular component (GO): membrane
Source: RefSeq, a predicted model, not a curated record